AUGACAGAGUUGCCGGUAGCGCUGUCUCCUUCACUUCGCCCUCCAGCCUGAGACAUUUGAGUCCGCGGCGGCGCAGCCAGAAACAGCCAAAGAAAAUACGAAUUACUUUGUAGCUCCAAGCAAAGAUUAGACACAGGAAGAAUGGCUGUACCUCCAUCAUACGGUGAUCUGGGGAAAUCCUCCAGAGAUAUUUUCAACAAAGGGUAUGGAUUUGGGAUGGUGAAACUGGAAGUAAAGACAAAGUCUGCCAGUGGAGUGGAAUUCACAACUUCUGGCUCAUCCAACACUGACACUGGUAAAGUCAUUGGAAGUCUGGAUACUAAAUACAAGUGGUCUGAAUAUGGGCUGACCUUCACAGAGAAGUGGAACACUGAUAACACUCUGGGAACAGAAAUCACAAUUGAAGACCAGAUUUCCAAAGGUUUGAAGCUGACAUUUGAUACUACCUUCUCACCAAAUACUGGCAAAAAGAGUGGGAAAGUCAAGACUGCAUACAAGCGUGAAUUUGUCAAUCUGGGUUGUGAUGUGGACUUUGACUUUGCUGGCCCAGCUAUCCAUGGUGCUGCUGUGGUUGGUUAUGAGGGAUGGCUUGCUGGCUACCAGAUGACUUUUGACACCGCCAAGUCGAAGAUGACGCAGAACAACUUCUCUGUGGGGUACAAAACUGGAGACUUCCAGCUACAUACCAAUGUUAAUGAUGGUUCUGAAUUUGGAGGCUCCAUUUACCAGAAAGUGAGCGAUAAGCUUGAAACUGCAGUCAAUCUGGCUUGGACUGCAGGCAGCAAUAGUACUCGUUUUGGCAUUGCCGCAAAGUACCAGCUGGAUUCUACUGCUUCCAUCUCUGCAAAGGUGAAUAAUUCCAGCCUAAUUGGAGUAGGAUAUACUCAAACCCUCAGGCCAGGUGUAAAACUUACUCUGUCUUCCUUGAUUGAUGGGAAAAGCAUCAACGCUGGUGGCCACAAACUGGGUUUGGGCCUGGAAUUGGAGGCAUAAGUGGCUUAACUACAGCUUAAGGAAUGAGGAAAUUGGAAGAUUUGGCCUUUUAAAUGCAUUUCAAAUGACCAGCAAGGGGAUUUCUGAAAGAUGUUUCAAGCAACAAAAAACCUGAUCCUUUAAUACAUAUAGACAGUCUGUAAGCUGUCAAUGGGUUAGUUAUUAAAGAUAGUCAUUUUAUACAUUUUCAUGUAUUUAAGUUGGUGCGCUGCCAUCCUAAUGAAAUACACCUUUAUCAAAAAUUGA
Messenger RNA from Polyodon spathula (Mississippi paddlefish), 1239 nucleotides. Its product is annotated as voltage-dependent anion-selective channel protein 2. Gene Ontology annotation, cellular component: mitochondrial outer membrane. The transcript has 9 exons. Bases 142 to 993 code for a protein of 283 amino acids. Gene Ontology annotation, biological process: monoatomic anion transmembrane transport. Gene Ontology annotation, molecular function: voltage-gated monoatomic anion channel activity. The record is from RefSeq and is a predicted model, not a curated record. NCBI's taxonomy places the organism in Eukaryota, Metazoa, Chordata, Actinopteri, Acipenseriformes, Polyodontidae.